This is a messenger RNA of Mesorhabditis spiculigera, 1467 nucleotides long. The record is from the annotation of a GenBank genome assembly. NCBI's taxonomy places the organism in Eukaryota, Metazoa, Nematoda, Chromadorea, Rhabditida, Rhabditidae.
AUGAAAAUUAAGCUAAACAAUAUUGACCCGAAUGCCAACCCAUGCCACGAUUUUUAUCGAUACGCCUGUGGGAAGUGGAUAAGGAAGGGCGGCGACGUUAGCGUCUAUUUUGAAAUGUUCCAAGCCACCCAUGCACAGCUGGAAAAGCUGCUGCGUGACGAUACCAGAGAUUCACUGGCUGUAAGAUCGGCUCAAAAAUUGGCGAAGCUCUACCGACCGUACGACAAUGAGAAGCUUUAUAGCUCGAUUCCGGCGUACGUGAAGAAGUUUGGCGAGGUGCCGCUAAUCGCGCAGAAGCUGGAGCGGGGCAUGCACCCGCCCGCGCUAGCCGAACUGAGCUCCAUCGCCUCAUUCCACGAGGGCGAGCAAGGCGACGACCGAAACCCCUUGUUUCGAUACGAAGGAGCCUUUUUGUUCGAUAUCUACACCUCGUCCAUCCCUGAAUUUUACGAGGGCUACAUCCAAACUGACGCCACCACAACCAAUGUCACGAUCGAUGAACUUCAGAGGUUGAUUCCAGAGUUUAACUGGCUAACUUUCGUCUCCAACCACACGAUCGGUGAUCAGAGACGGAAUCUGGGUCCUGGCACCCGGUUGAAGUUGCGCGGGAGUAAGAAUAUGUUUGCAGAGUACGCCCAGCUCCUAAAAAUUGACGCGACAACGAUGCGAAACGUGGCCUUCUUCAGCUGGUACGCCUACAUCCAAAAGGCCGCGAACUCGGGCUUUUCGUGGCACGGCGUAUUUCACAAGCUGGUCGAGCACUACCUGGCCAGGGACAUCUUCCCUCACGUGGUGCUGGAGGAGGCUGAGCAAAUAGUCAAAACUAUCCGCGUGGAGUUCGAUAAGACGCUCGCGGAGAACAAGUGGUUGGCGCCAGAGACGAAGGCCAUUCUGAGGAAAAAGCUGAAAAACACACCCGCCUAUCUCGGCUACAACAAAAAUGCGUUGGAUAUGAACCUCGUGGAUGCACUGGCUGAAUUUCUUCCGGUCCACGACAAGUUUUCGCCGGUCGAAAUAAUCGUGCUGAGGAGUCGGGCAGCUUGGGUGAAGGAGCAAUAUGUCAUGCUGCCAAUCGGCAUCCUCGCAAAACCGUCGUUCGACCGCCGGUGGCCACUGGAGUUCAACUACGGCGGGUUGGGGAUGACGACCGCCCAUGAGUUCACACACUCUUUUGAUGAGAUCGAUGAUCUGCCACCUGGAAAUGUCGGGAACGAUACGACGGGGUUUCUGGAACGUCAUCAGUGCCUCAUCGAUCAAUUUGGAAAUGUCAUCCAUUACAAUGAGUAUCUCAACAUAUCGGUUAUGGGAGACGGCGUCGAGCAGGGCCGAGAAGUUCUUGCGGACAACCAAGGCACCCUUGUCGCUUUUCGGAACCUGGAACCGUUCGCGACGGCGUUCAAGUGUCCGCUGAACUCACCGAUGAACCCGGAGAAGAAGUGUCGCGUGUGGCGUCGCAUCAAAAAGCGC